This is a messenger RNA of Grammomys surdaster, 2103 nucleotides long. RefSeq names its product cocaine esterase-like. The record is from RefSeq and is a predicted model, not a curated record. The coding region runs from base 53 to 1729 and encodes 558 amino acids. NCBI's taxonomy places the organism in Eukaryota, Metazoa, Chordata, Mammalia, Rodentia, Muridae. Gene Ontology annotation, molecular function: carboxylic ester hydrolase activity. The transcript has 12 exons. Gene Ontology annotation, cellular component: intracellular membrane-bounded organelle.
GUAAAGCCUGACCUGCACUACGGAAGUUCAGACACACGCCUGUGGACCAACCAUGGGACUGGAACAAAUUCAUGCUCAGCUAACCACCGCGGCCUGUGGGCUCCUGCUUCUCCUCCAGGUCCAGGGCCAGGACCCAACCAGUCCCAUCAGGACCACACACACAGGCCAGAUACUGGGUAGCCUCAUCCAUAUGAAGGGCCUUGAUGUGGAUGUCCACUCUUUCCUGGGAAUUCCCUUUGCCAAGCCUCCUGUAGGACCACUGCGCUUUGUCCCCCCUGAGCCACCUGAACCGUGGAGUGGUGUGAGAGAUGGGACCUCACAUCCAGCCAUGUGUCUGCAGGACAUCACUGCAAUGAAUAUGCAGGCCUUUAAGCUAUUGAAGCUGACUUUGCCUCCCAUCCCCAUGUCUGAGGACUGCCUAUACCUUAACAUCUAUACACCAGAUCAUGCCCAUAAGGGUUCCAACCUGCCUGUGAUGGUGUGGAUCCAUGGAGGCUCACUAGUUAUAGGCAUGGCUUCAUUGUAUGAUGGCUCCAUGCUGGCAGCCAUGGAGAAUGUAGUGGUGGUCACUAUCCAGUACCGCCUAGGUGUCCUGGGCUUCUUCAGCUCGGGAGACAAGCAUGCCAGAGGCAACUGGGGAUUCUUGGACCAAGUGGCCGCCCUACGCUGGGUCCAGCAGAACAUUGCCCACUUUGGAGGCAAUCCUGACCAUGUCACUAUUUUUGGCGAGUCAGCAGGAGGCAUAAGCGUGUCUUCACAUGUUGUAUCCCCCAUGUCCCAAGGACUUUUCCACGGUGCCAUCAUGGAAAGUGGGGUGGCCCUGAUGUCGAGCCUCAUCUCAACAUCUUCUGACAUAGUCUAUAGAACGGUGGCCAACCUGUCUGGAUGUGAGCAGGUGGACUCUGAGACCCUGGUGAACUGUCUCCGAAGCAAGAGCGAGGAUGAGAUUAUGGCUAUUAACAAGGCCUUCAAGAUCAUCCCUGGUAUAGUGGAUGGUAUCUUCCUGCCCAGACAUCCUCGGGAGCUGCUGGCCUCUGCUGACUUUUACCCUGUCCCCAGCAUUAUCGGUGUCAACAAUGAUGAGUACGGUUGGAUCAUCCCCUCGAGCAUGAGCACCACUGACUCCAAGAAGGAGAUGGACAGACAGAUGGUGCAAGCUAUCCUGCAGAGGAGGGCAGCCCAGAUGAUGUGGCCUCCUGAAGUUAGUGACCUGCUGAUGCAGGAGUACAUGGCAGACAAUGAGGACCCUCAGUUUCUCAAAGUGCAGUUCAAGGAGAUGAUGCAAGACUUCACCUUUGUGGUGCCUGCGCUGCAAGUAGCACAAUUUCAACGUUCCCACGCCCCUGUCUUCUUCUAUGAGUUCCAGCAUCGGCCCAGCUUCUUCAAGGACUCCAAGCCACCCCAUGUGAAGGCUGACCAUGGUGAUGAGAUUCUCUUUAUCUUCAGAUCAUUUUUGGGAGGCACCCAAGUUGACCUCACUGAGGAGGAGGAGCUACUGAGCAGGAGGAUGAUGAAGUACUGGGGCAACUUUGCACGACAGGGGAACCCCAACAGUGAGGGUCUACCCCACUGGCCUGUGUUUGACCAAGAUGAGCAGUAUCUGCAGCUGAACACCCAGCCUGCUGUGGGCCGAGCCCUGAAGGCCAGAAGGCUGCAGUUCUGGACCAAGACUCUACCCCAGAAGAUCCAGGAGCUAAAAGAUACUGAGGACAGACAUACAGAGUUGUAGCACCCUGUGUUGAGUUGUAGUUUGUCCUGAGUGCAGGUGGGCUUAUUCUGAACUUUCCAAACACCUUAAAAAGAGAUGUGGGAUCCACAUUUUUACAUAGUCAUUAGGUCCAUACACUCAACAAUUACGAAGUUUCCCCUACAGGAUGUAUGUUCCUUGCUAAGCCUGACAUGGGUUGCUUCUAUUACAUACAACAAACAUACAAGAGACUAUGGAUGGGUGAGUUCCAAUUGACAAUACCUUCCUUCAGGCUACAGUAGACACGGCCCCUCCAUCCAUCCCUCGCUCCCUUCUGCCCAUCUCCUUUCCUCUCCUCAGGCCCUCAACUACAAGUGUUGUCCCUGAGGAGAAUCUUACUAAUCUUGGUGACCGAA